AGAAAAUAAAAAGAAGCAAAGAGCAAACGUCGUCGUCGUCUUCUUCUUCUUCCUCUCUCUCUCUUUUGUCCUCCUCCUUCUCAUUGUCCGUUUCAUUCGUAUUUAUAUAAUCGAACCCGAAACGUCUCUUCUUCUUAUCCCUUUCUGUCUAUCAAACCAGAUUUGUCUUAACCUCUCGCUCUUGUCCUGACAGACCCAUUUCAUUUCCAUCUGCUGUUCUUAGGAAAAAUCUAACAUUUCGAGUCUUUUCAUCAACCAAUCUCCACAAAAGCGCCAUUUCCACUCGCAAAUCUAAAUAAAGUCAGAUACUUUAUCGGUUUGAAUCUCGAGAAUUCUAAAAAUUCAGAGACCCCACGAGCUCCCUCGGUUCGAAGUGGAUUUAAGGAUGGAAGCAGAAACGUCUUGGACCACUUAUCCGUACAGUUACAUCACUACACAUGUCCCUGAAGCUGAAUCAUACUCUGACCAUAGCGACGAUGAUGAGACCAAAGUCCAAACCUUUUCAAUGGAUUCUCUUCUCCCCAACGAUCUAUUAGAGAGAAUCCUCACCUUUCUCCCCAUUGCAAGCAUCUUCAGAGCAGGCACCGUCUGCAAAAGAUGGAACGAGAUUGUCUCUUCUCAAAGAUUCUUAUCGAACUUCUCCAACAACAACUCUGCUCCUCAGAGUCCCUGGUACUUCAUGUUCACUAGCACAGACGACCCAUCCGGUUAUGCUUACGACCCGGUUAUCAAGAAAUGGUACGGUUUUGAUCUCCCAUGCAUCGAGAGUUCGAACUGGUUCGUUGCUUCCUCUUGUGGAUUGGUUUGUUUCAUGGAUAACGACUGUAGAAACAAGAUCUAUGUCUCGAAUCCGAUAACCAAGCAGUGGAGGAGGCUUACCGAACCGCCAGGUCACAGAUCAACAGACUACGCAGCGUUGUCUGCCUCUGUGAACAGAGCAAAACAGAGCUACUCUGUUUCUGUAGUGAAGUCGAAGCAAGUUCAGGGAGAUUUCUCCCAGUGGGAGAUCUCUGUACAUCUCUACAGCUCUGAGACAAUGACUUGGACAACACGUUUGACCGAUGUCUUAACCGGAUGGAGAGGAGGAGACGAGAGUGUGAUCUGCGGCAAUGUUCUUUACUUCUUGAUUUACUCAACAGGAGGGUCUGAUCAUCGCCACGGCUUGAUUGCUUUGAACUUAUCGUCGGUAUCAUCCUCUAACGGAGUCUUGAUGAGGAGUUUUGUACCAAUGCCGUGUUCUUUAACCUGUGGGAGAUUGAUGAACCUCAAGGAGAAGCUUGUGGUCGUUGGAGGGAUAGGGAAACACGAUAGACCAGACAUCAUCAAAGGGAUUGGUGUUUGGUGUUUGAAUGGAGGAGGGAGAGAGUGGCAAGAAGUGGCGAGGAUGCCUCAGAGAUUCUUCCAAGGCUUUGGUGAGUUGGAUGAUGUUUUCGCUAGUAGUGGCAGUGAUGAUAUGGUUUAUGUUCAGAGCUAUGGAUCUCCUGCGCUUUUGACUUUCGACAUGAAGUUAAAGUGUUGGAAGUGGUCUCAGAAGUGUCCUGUGUCCAAGAAGUUCCCUCUUCAGCUGUUUACUGGGUUCUGCUUUGAACCAAGACUCGAGAUCGCUCCAUAGCUAAAGAAAGUGUUGGCCUUUUUUGGGUUUGUUUUUGCACAGAUAAUACGGGUAAUGUUAUUCAAGAAUAUUGUUAUUUACAGUCUGGUUCUUUAUUAAUCAUAGAAUUCUCAAAAGAGACCCAUAUAGUUUUAAUUUAGUCAAUCGAAUCCUUACUAACA
Brassica napus (rape) is the source of this 1773-nucleotide messenger RNA. Its product is annotated as F-box/kelch-repeat protein At3g61590. Gene Ontology annotation, molecular function: protein binding. The record is from RefSeq and is a predicted model, not a curated record. Bases 386 to 1612 code for a protein of 408 amino acids. The transcript has 2 exons. Lineage: Eukaryota; Viridiplantae; Streptophyta; Magnoliopsida; Brassicales; Brassicaceae.